AUGUUUCGCGCGCAACAGAAUGCCUUUGAUGAUGCUGUCGCCAAGGCGACAGAUGAGAACUUGACUUCUGAGAAUUGGGAAUUCAUUCUGGAUGUCUGCGAUAAAGUUGGCUCUGAAGAGUCGGGUGCGAAGGAAGCUGUUGCGGCUAUGAUCAAGAGACUUGCGCAUCGGAAUGCUAAUGUGCAGCUUUACACAUUGGAGCUCGGCAAUUCGUUGUCGCAGAAUUGUGGUCUUAAAAUCCACCGCGAACUGGCUUCUAGAAGCUUUACUGAUGCGCUACUGCGCCUGGCCAAUGACCGGAAUACCCACCAACAAGUGAAGUCGAAGAUUCUGGAGCGCAUGGAAGAUUGGACACAGAUGUUUGCAUCCAACCCCGACUUCGGUAUUAUGGAGCAGGCUUAUAUGAAGCUAAAAACUACAAACCCGAACCUACAGCCGCCAUCCAAGCCAGGCAAGCGUGAGAUUACCGAUGUUGACCGUCAGAUGGAAGAGGAGGAACUCCAAAUGGCCCUUGCUCUCUCCAUUAAAGACAAGCCCUCAGGCCCCGCUGGUGCCCCCGCUUCCCGAGGCGAGUCCUCAGCUGCGGCUGCGGCUGCUUCUGCCUCGGUACCAGCAGCUGCCCUGGCCCAAAUCAAUCCAGCUGAGCCCGCUGAAGCCCAACCCGUUCUAUCUGGCACUUCAGUAGCUACCGUGUCACGUGUGAGAGCCCUGUUCGACUUCCAGGCAUCUGAGCCCGGUGAACUUCAAUUCCGCAAAGGGGACAUCAUUGCAGUUCUCGAAUCAGUGUACAAGGACUGGUGGAAGGGUUCUUUGAGGGGCCAGACUGGAAUUUUCCCUCUCAACUACGUGGAAAAACUCCCCGAUCCCACUGUGGAUGAGUUGCAGCGAGAGGCCCAGAUGGAAGCGGAUGUUUUUGGUCAAAUUAAGAGUGUUGAGAAGCUGCUUACGUUGCUCAGCACCCGCAACACAGACCUCAAUGUCUCAGAAAAUGAGGAGAUCAGCAACCUCUAUGAGGCUACUCUGAAGAUUCGGCCGAAGCUUAUCGAGUUGAUUGGGAAGUAUUCGCAGAAGAAAGAUGAAUUCACUCAGCUCAAUGAAAAAUUCAUUAAAGCUCGUCGGGAUUAUGAGUCCCUGCUGGAGGCAUCGAUGGCUCAUCCCGCACAGCCUCAAUAUGGCCGACCUCCUCAGCCGCAGUACGCCUACCCAGGUGCUGCAGCUGCUGGUUACGCGGGUCCUCCUCAGCCUGAAGCGCGAUACUUUAGCCCCAGACCUCAAGAUAACAACACAUCGGCCCAGGCGACUGCUCCAUACUACGGCGGCGAGCAGACAAUGCCAUACCGUCCAGCAUCUCACUCUCCUGAUCCUCGCAACCAGGUCCCGGCUAUGGCACCACCGGUGCAGCAGCAGCCACCUCAAUCUGAUCCCUAUGCACCCGCCCAGCACCGUCCCCAGUCUACAUACGACCACCCCCCAAGACGUGUACCUUACCCCCCAGGUGCCCAAGCUCAAGGUCCUCCUACUGGCCACCAGCAAUUCCAGCAGCAACAGCCGCCGCCGCCGCAACAACAAGACUACUCACCAUCGGUUUACUCCACUGAGGAUACACCUCAGGUCCCCCCAGUCUCUACCAUGCCCCAACAUAUUCCCCACCAGUUCCAACAGCCCCCAUACCCCAACUCUCCCGCCGCUGCUCACCAACCCCCACCCUCACAUCAGCCUCCCCCGGUCCCCGGCGCAACAAGCCAGCCAACACAGUACGCAUCAUACAGCCCGGCUCCUCCAGCUCCCGCAGGCACGGGCGAGUACCAGGCCUACCAGCCUCCACAGGGCGCAGCAGGGUCUAACCCGGCUUCGUUCUAUCGGUGA
This is a messenger RNA of Penicillium nucicola, 1866 nucleotides long. RefSeq names its product ESCRT-0 subunit protein HSE1. NCBI's taxonomy places the organism in Eukaryota, Fungi, Ascomycota, Eurotiomycetes, Eurotiales, Aspergillaceae. Bases 1 to 1866 code for a protein of 621 amino acids. The transcript has 10 exons. Gene Ontology annotation, molecular function: ubiquitin binding; phosphatidylinositol binding. Gene Ontology annotation, cellular component: ESCRT-0 complex. The record is from RefSeq and is a predicted model, not a curated record. Gene Ontology annotation, biological process: protein transport to vacuole involved in ubiquitin-dependent protein catabolic process via the multivesicular body sorting pathway.